GAACCCUUGAGGUUGCUUCCCGCCUCUCCCGUCCCUCUCUCGAUUCAACCCAUGCCGUCGUCAUGCCAGCGAUUGCAACCAAUGGCUUAAUCUACGGUUUCUACUCAGGUGCGCGUUCGGCGUUUCUCCAGUUUAUCUAGGCAUAUACUGUUUCUAAGCUCAAGUGGGGAAACGUACACGCCACGCUAUUUUCUGAAAUCAAGCAAACCCGUCCGGUCACUGCGAUCUUCAGACCAGAGAUAUCAAAUAUGGAAGAAAAUUUCAGCAGGUGUAUAUCGUGUUGGAUCUUAUGACCUCUUAUGUGUAUAAACGGUAUGAUGGGUAAAGCAAGGAAGGUGUUCGACGAAAUGCCCCAGAGAACUCACAAGGCCACAACUUCUUACAAUGUCAUGGUUACGCCUUGGAUUCUGAACAGAGGUUUUUAAGUGCCACGAUUCGUUUGAACUACGGUUGCAAAUUGGUUGCAUCUUGUUUCUCCCAACGCUCUUAUUAUCUCGCUAUUUGAUGGGUAUUGCAAAGGGGAUGUAUAUUUGAUGCUGCCCUCCGAAAAUAAUGUGAUUUUCUGAACUGCAAUGGUUGAUGGUUGUUUUAAUCAUGGGUUUGGUUUGUUUCUGAAAGUGAGACGAGGGGAGAUGUCGGUUGUAAGUUAUAGUUUCAAGCCUGUGGGAAGAUUAAUGGGUUAGUUUCAUCCAUGCCUCCAGAGUGUGAGUAUGACGAAAUAUCUGAAGCUUCUCAACUUUUUCAGAAGAGAUGACCAAGAAAGACAUGGUUGCCGUGGCAGAUAUUACCUAGGAUUAAAAGCAAAAAAAAAAAGACAUAUAAAUGCGUGAAGUUAGUUGUUCAUAGUGCUGCAUAAAAUGGGUGAUACCACCUAAGACUUUUUUAGUACCCGCAUGUUGUGAGCAAUAGAGAGCAUGAGGAUGUUUUUGCUGGUUGAAUACUAAAAUGGAUGCUCAAGGAAAAACAAAUCAUCCGAAGCUCUGUGCUUUCAGUAAUGUGUUCCGCAUAACAUCUGUUUUGACUGCAUUGAUCUAAAGACUGCAGAAUUGCAAAGAUGAGCAUUGCGUUUGACUUGUUAGUUCAAAACUCACUUGAUCCUGAUAUAAACAGAUCAAGAGAUUUGCUUUGCUCUCGUCACUCGUGGAUUCAAUGCCCCAAACGUGUUCUCCUACAGCAGAUCAAACAUGAACUAUUACAAUUUCAAAUAACAAAGUAUAUACGUUGACCUUCAUUGCUUCCAAGCAUUGAUAGGAACCUAUUAAGAGCUCCACAUAACUCUUUUAACUGGGCAUACCCAAUUAUAAAAUUAUAUCGGAGAAGGUGGAUCGGCCAUGGCUACUACUGUUCAUCUCAGCUCAUCCUCUCUCUUCAUCCAAUCCAGAGGACGAAGAAACAACUCCAUAUCUUCAUUCAAUAAUCUCCAGAAACACACCGUUUUAUCUCUCUCUUGUGCAGUCACCUCACAAGGCGGAGACAUGAUUCCAGCAGAGGGAAAAAGAAAUGAUUGCAACUCGGUCUUUGACUUCAAUUCGUAUAUGAUACGUAAAGCCGAAUCUGUAAGUGCGGCUCUCGAAAUUGCAGUACCGCUCCAAGAACCCUUCACGAUCCAGGAAGCAGUGCGGUACUCAUUGCUAGCUGGCGGAAAACGUGUGAGGCCUCUGCUCUGCAUUGCCGCCUGUGAGCUUGUGGGAGGCGACGAGGCUACUGCCAUGCCAGCUGCAUGCGCGGUCGAGAUGAUCCACACCAGCUCUCUUAUUCAUGACGAUCUCCCGUGCAUGGACAAUGCCGACCUCCGUAGAGGCAAGCCCACCAGCCACAAGGUAUUUGGAGAAAACAUGGCGGUUUUGGCAGGUGAUGCACUCCUUGCUAUGGCGUUUGAACACAUGACGGUUAGGUCGAGUGGGUUGGUCGUUCCUGAGAGGAUGAUCCAUGCGGUAAUUGAGCUGGCAAAGGCCAUAGGGACAACAGGUCUAGUUGCUGGACAAAUGAUAGAUCUAACCAGCGAAAGAAUUGAUCCAGACAGCGUCGGAUUGGAGCAUCUAGAAUUCAUCCAUCUCCACAAAACGGCGGCAUUAUUGGAGGCAGCGGCGGUUUUAGGGGUUAUAAUGGGAGGUGGAACGAAGGAAGAAAUCGAGAAGCUUAGAAAGUAUGCGAGGUGUAUUGGGCUACUGUUUCAGGUGGUCGAUGAUAUUCUUGACGUAACGAAAUCAACUGAGGAAUUGGGUAAGACUGCCGGAAAAGAUGUAAUGGCCGGAAAGCUGACGUAUCCAAGGCUGAUAGGUCUGGAGAGAUCAAGGGAAUUUGCAGAGAAACUUAGCAUGGAAGCGGAGGAACAGCUUUUAGGGUUUGAUCGGGAAAAGGCGGCGCCUCUGGUGGCUCUUGCUAGCUACAUUGCAUGCAGACACAACUGAAUUUUUCAUGGACUGAUCAUAUCCUCAAUGCACCUAAUCUCAUAACAAGUCAUUUUAGUUCGAUCUAUGGCCUUGUUUUUUCUUUGGUGGCAUUAUCGAUGAUCUUGUUCCUUGUGAAUCAUUUAUGGUCUUGUUCUCAGUGUUUUUAGUUGAACUGUGUUUUUCAACGUUAAUGUCAUGUUUCAGCAAAUAUCAA
This is a messenger RNA of Capsella rubella, 2607 nucleotides long. Its product is annotated as geranylgeranyl pyrophosphate synthase 3, chloroplastic. Gene Ontology annotation, molecular function: geranylgeranyl diphosphate synthase activity. Bases 1332 to 2411 code for a protein of 359 amino acids. Lineage: Eukaryota; Viridiplantae; Streptophyta; Magnoliopsida; Brassicales; Brassicaceae. Gene Ontology annotation, biological process: isoprenoid biosynthetic process. The transcript has 4 exons. The record is from RefSeq and is a predicted model, not a curated record.